UACGUUUGUUGCAGCGUGAGGGCCUAGACCGCCUAUAAAACAUACUCUCCGCACCAAAAUGCAGCGCUGCUGUCAACAUUUCCAUCGCUUUGCCAGCCUUCAUGCUUUUGAGCACCUCUAAGGCAGGAGUGCAGCAAUGAGCAGCCAAGAGCAGCGCGCGAGACAAAAAAAGACCACACCAAUCACGCAAGAGCAAAAGCAAGCCUUGUGGGCCCUCUUCCGCACAACAAAUUACGCCCACGACGCGCUGCCGCGGCCCGGCCACGACGCCCCGUUGGACGCGCUCGCGGCGAAGCUGCAGCUCACGUACACGCAGUGCGCGCGGCAGUACGGCAUUUAUCGAAGGAGCCGGCGCGACGAUGUAUGUCAUACGCUGUCGCCGGCGGCCCACGCGCGGCGCGCGUUCGGUGUGAGCGGCACGCUGCGCAACCGGCUGCGGUCGAUCGCCCGCGACGCGGCCUUCGUGCGGGAACUCGCGGCGAAAAUCCCGCUUCCGGUCGUGGCGAACGCCCGGGCGGGCUGCUGGUACGCUCAUACAAAGCACGUGGCCCGCUUCAAGUCGACGGACGGCCACCGCGGGCAGUGGGCGCUUUCAUUAAGACGACUCAAUCUGGACUUCCUGCGCAUUGUGGUGACUCAUAAUGGCGCUCUACUGGUCGACGCGACGCGGCGCGGGCGGUCCUUGCCCGACGCGCUGUCGAAGACGGUGCCGAUCUGGUGCUGCUGCGUGAACCGCGCGGCGGGGUUUGCGGCGGAAGAGCUCCGCUUGCCCCCGUGCGUGGCCGACGCGGAAGCGAGAGAAAUUGAGGCGCGCCUGGACGCCUGCGUUUCAUUAAUGAGGCAGCACGCGCCCCAUUUAUCAUUAAAGAAGCCGCUCCGCUGCGUGUGGGUCGUCAAUGGCGACGAUACCUCCAUUGCAUUACCAGAGGACGCCACGCCCAUUAUCUGCGUGUCGGCGUCGGCACCAAAUGGUGAUCUUCAGGGCGCGGCCGACGACGAGGAGGCCUGGGCGCCGCCGGGAUUCACGGCGGACGUCUUCUGGCGGAACCCGCAAAUUUUGGAAGAGGCCUCGGAUGAUGCUGUGGAGGCGGCCGUUGCGGCGGCCGCGGCCGCGGCGCCGGCGGCGCCGUGCGAAGAGGCGGAGCCCUACGACUACGUGGUGUUAAUGCGGCGUCCUUUUUUUUGCGACCCCGCGGCCGUCUUAGGAGCCUCCACGCGCCGUCGACCCACGACGGUCGCGGCGAUGGCGUGCCGUUGUCGCGCGAGCAACAGCACGAGAGAGUCUACACCGCCUCCACGCCGUCGACGCGACUCCCGCGCAGGCGCCGGGCCUCGCCGUCGGCUCGCGGCGGGCCGGGCGGCCGCCGGAGUGCUGGGCCGCCUUUGACGCCGUCGUGAACGUGACGCAGGACGAGUACGCGGGCAUGGCCGGCGACGCGCGCUACCUCCAGGUGCCCGUGGCUGAAGGAAAGCGCGACAAGGGGGGCCUCGUGCGGCACCUGCCCGCGGCGCUGCGGUUCAUUGCGGCGCGGCUCGCGAAGGGCGACCGCGUGCUCGUCCACUGCGCCCAGGGGCGGGACCGGAGUGUGGGCGUCGCCCUCGCGGUGCUCGCGACGUGUUUUGACGAGGACCUCGCCCUCGACGCGGAACGGUGCGCGGCCGUCGCCGCGGGUGGAACGGUGGCGCUCGACCGCGGCCGCGGCAAGGAGCUGCUGUGUCGGCUCCUCAACGUUGUUGUCAAGGCGCGGCCGCGGGCGGAGCCGUCGCGCGCGACGAUG
Messenger RNA from Pelagomonas calceolata, 1778 nucleotides. Lineage: Eukaryota; Pelagophyceae; Pelagomonadales; Pelagomonadaceae. The record is from the annotation of a GenBank genome assembly.